Molecule: messenger RNA, 2874 nt
Organism: Nematostella vectensis (starlet sea anemone)
Lineage: Eukaryota; Metazoa; Cnidaria; Anthozoa; Actiniaria; Edwardsiidae
Product: DEAD-box ATP-dependent RNA helicase 39
Exons: 5
Coding region: 326-1564 (412 amino acids)
Biological process (GO): chromatin remodeling; regulation of transcription by RNA polymerase II
Molecular function (GO): ATP binding; DNA-binding transcription factor activity, RNA polymerase II-specific; RNA helicase activity
Source: RefSeq, a predicted model, not a curated record
UUAUAAACAGUGAUCCGUAAUUUCCUGGAUUUUAAAGUUAAAACUUUUGCCGUGAUUCGUGAGCCCACAUUCGAACAGCGGUUAUGAUUUGGAGACAUAAGAGAACCAACAUGGCGGCGAAUGGUGGAAGUAUUUGGAUCUUUGGCAGAGUAUGGGAAACGCUGAGGCUGUGAUCAAGGCUCAAGGGGAACAAGUUUCACCAUCUUCUGGAAUGAAGCUUUUUAUUUUAAAAGAUCUCUGGUACACUGCCAUCACCAUAUCAUUUUAGAACUCACAUUCUCAUCAGGGACAAGAGAGCUUACUGUAUCUACAUUAAGAGAUUUCCAUGGAUGUUGGUAUUACAGCUGAAAAAGGACUAAACUCUUUGGAUUUUGGAGACGAUCUGAAUAACACUCCUCCUUCUAAGCGCUCAAGGCUGAAUAGCAAUCUCAUGGAAGCAACAUCCUCUAACUGCGAAGCUACUUCCUCAAGCUGUGAGGUAUUACCAGAAAACAACAUUUUCCAUUCAUCGUAUGACAGAGACAAUGUCUGCACAUCAAAUGGUGAAACAUGCAGUCCUUUCUUGUUUGUGGAUGUUGAGGUCGAGCAUAAGAAAGUUGAAAAUGUUCCACUUGCAUAUGGCUGCCCUAUAAGAGACAUCAGUAAAUACCUUGCAAGGAAUGAGUCUAUUCAAAUAGUCUACUAUUUGUACAAGAAACUACAAAGAUGUGAGAAGUUUGACUGUGAUGUGUCGAAUGCUCAAGUAUUUGUCAGGUUAAGCUCCAAGUGGAGAUGGACCAAGUUGGAUGAUCUGAUAGCCGACACCUCCCAGGCUGUGGGUGAAGCGUUCAGCGACAUCUUGCCUUAUUGUAAACUCACCUUUAGCUUAGAACCUAGCACAGAAGAGGUGCAAUCAUGUGCAGAGAUAGAGAACCAAGUUCUACCGAGUGCAGAGCAACUGCAAGUAAUCCAAAUGCUUCUGGGACUGCUAUCUCAACAUUCACAGUCUGAACUCAUCAAAGCCCACUGCCCUCUUUCACAGGCUGUGAUUUCCCGUUUAGAGAAAGAUCACACUCUACCAGAAAUGAGUAACGAGGAGUUGGAAACAUUACAAAAGUGGAUACACAACUUUAAUCUAUCAAAACAGGAGCUCCCCCAGACUACUGUGGCUAUCCCUCCCCAGUCUGAUUCAGUCAAACCCAAACAAGGCUCCUCUAAGACAGAGCACAAAGAUGGUCACCACGAAGGAGGAUACUCAAGAUAUGCUAAAUUUGACAGCAAUUCUGAAAGGCCUUUGCUAAGAGCAUGGUAUAAACGAGACCCUACACCCUCAAGGGAACUUAUUUGUCAGUACACAGCGGAACUUAACCGUGGAAGAUACCGACAACAGCUAGCCUACCCUGUGACAGAGCGUAGUGUUUAUACCUGGUUUAAGAAUGCAAGAGCUCGAUCUGGGAAGAGAAAGCAAGGGUUGUUGCAAACAGCUGGGCAGAUUCAGGUUGUUGGGAUGUCUCCUGACAGAAAUAGUCCAUUUAAGGGUCCUGAUCAGGGAAGAAUGGAUCCAGAGCAAAGUGUGGAGCAGUAGCUUGUCCAUGUGAAUGAGGCCAGAGUCAACAAUGGCCUGCUUUUCAUUUUCGUUUAUUUCCAAUUCAGGAACUGUGGAGCCAUUUAGUCAUUUCUUGAUUCUCCUCAAGUCGCAUUGAGUGUUUUGUGUCAUAGAAUAGAGUGAUAGAAUAUAUAUUUUACAAAUGACUUUAGACUGUUAUCACUAAAAGUGUUAGGAAAUUUCAUGUUUUUUCAAGAAAGGAAACCCCAGAUCAUAUUGACUGCCAUAAUUACUUACACUACAAAUUUAAAAAGAUGAGCUGAAAACCCGACUGAGAUAUGUGUGGCUUUUUUGAGAUGUGUUUUCGGCUUUUUUUCACAAAGAAAUGUUAUGUAAACAAUCCCAGACAAGGUGGAUGGUCAUUGAUACCUGUCCAUUAUGGAUUUUUCUGUAGAAAUGUUCAGUUUAAAACCUGCAUAACUUGUUGACUUCAUCAUGUUUUAACUUAUUAUUAUUAUAUUUUAAUAUACAUAAGUAUAUAUAAUAUAUUGUAUUGAUAAAUUGAAUAUUGUAACUAGAUUCUGUCCUGAACUUUUGUGAAUGGGACUGGUAAGACUUUAAUAAGCCAGACAAGGAAAAGCAGUGCAAGAGUAUUUUUCAUCAGAGAUUUCUCUGUAGAAAUGUUCAGUUUAAAACCUGCAUAUCUUUGACAAGGAAAAUCAGCGAGAGAGAAUUGUAAUUCUAUCAUGUAUUCCCAAAUCCACUUGGAACAGAUGCCACACUUUUCUGAAGAUAAUGUUACUCAUCAAGUAAUUUUGAGACUAUUUCAUAAUCAUGGCACAGCUUUUAGAAUGACUGGAUCACUAAGGACACUUUUAUUUUUAAAUUUCUAGAUUCAUGUCUUCCUAAGCAGAAUUUUUUUACAGUACUUUUAAAACAAGGUAAUAUUGAUAUCUAAUUAAAUGAUAAUUAAGUAAAAUGGCAAACAAGUAUGAAAAUAGUUCUAGUGAAAGUUGACCUUUGUCAAAAGUGUGGGAUUAACUUAUCUAAAAUAACACCAUACCUGUCAACUCUCCCGCAUUAGGCGGUAGUCUCAAGAUUUUGGAACCCUUCUCCCGCUGCGAGGUUUACCCACCCCUCCCCCCCUCAAAAAAAGAAAAUCUCAAGCCUUGAGAUUUUCGGAGGUUGACAGAUAUCUAACACUGUAUUUAGCAAAAAACACUGUUCUGUUGAAAUUGUCUUAUUUAUCUGGAUCAUUUAUCUAAAAUAAUACUGUUUUAUUAGAGUUUAGAUGAGAUCAGCUGAGAUGUUGCCUAUUAAACUUGAUUCUAGUUUUGAUAAAAACACUA